Rhinolophus ferrumequinum (greater horseshoe bat) is the source of this 9003-nucleotide messenger RNA. It is a transcript of the gene KCNA3, whose product is annotated as potassium voltage-gated channel subfamily A member 3. Gene Ontology annotation, molecular function: protein binding; delayed rectifier potassium channel activity. Gene Ontology annotation, cellular component: membrane; axon; voltage-gated potassium channel complex. Gene Ontology annotation, biological process: protein homooligomerization; potassium ion transmembrane transport. The record is from RefSeq and is a predicted model, not a curated record. Lineage: Eukaryota; Metazoa; Chordata; Mammalia; Chiroptera; Rhinolophidae.
CCUGGUCCCCGCCGCAUGGACGAGCACCUCAGCCUCCUGAGCUCGCCGCCGCCACCCUCCGCCCGCCACCGCGCCCACCCUUCCCAGCGCCCCGCCGGCGGCGGCGGCGGCGGCGGCUGCGGUGGCGGCACCCACACCCUGGUGAACCCCGGCUACGCCGAGCCCGCCGCAGGCCCCGAGCUGCCGCCAGACAUGACGGUGGUGUCCGGGGACCACCUGCUGGAGCCGGAGGCGGCCGACGGUGGCGGGGACCCGCCUCAGGGCGGCGGGGACCGCUACGAGCCGCUGCCGCCCGCGCUGCCGGACGCCGGCGAGCAGGACUGCUGCGGGGAGCGCGUGGUGAUCAACAUCUCGGGGCUGCGCUUCGAGACGCAGCUCAAGACCCUCUGCCAGUUCCCGGAGACGCUGCUGGGCGACCCCAAGCGGCGCAUGCGGUACUUCGACCCGCUCCGCAACGAGUACUUCUUUGACCGCAACCGGCCCAGCUUCGACGCCAUCCUCUACUACUACCAGUCCGGGGGGCGCAUCCGCCGGCCCGUGAACGUGCCCAUCGACAUCUUCUCCGAGGAGAUCCGCUUCUACCAGCUGGGUGAGGAGGCCAUGGAGAAGUUCCGCGAGGACGAGGGCUUCCUGCGGGAGGAGGAGCGGCCGCUGCCCCGCCGCGACUUCCAGCGCCAGGUGUGGCUACUCUUCGAGUACCCGGAGAGCUCCGGGCCGGCCCGGGGCAUCGCCAUCGUCGUGCUCGUCAUCCUCAUCUCCAUCGUCAUCUUCUGCCUGGAGACGCUGCCCGAGUUCCGCGACGAGAAGGACUACCCUGCGUCGCCGUCGCGGGAGCUGUUCGAGGCGGCCGGCAACAGCACGUCGGGCGCCCCCGCCGGAGCCUCCAGCUUCUCCGACCCCUUCUUCGUGGUGGAGACUCUGUGCAUCAUCUGGUUCUCCUUUGAGCUGCUGGUGCGGUUCUUCGCCUGCCCCAGCAAAGCCACCUUCUCGCGAAAUAUCAUGAACCUGAUAGACAUCGUGGCCAUCAUCCCGUAUUUCAUCACCCUGGGCACCGAGCUGGCCGAGCGACAGGGCAAUGGACAGCAAGCCAUGUCCCUGGCCAUCCUGAGGGUCAUCCGGCUGGUGCGGGUGUUCCGCAUCUUCAAGCUCUCCCGCCAUUCCAAGGGGCUGCAGAUCCUGGGGCAGACGCUGAAGGCGUCCAUGCGGGAACUGGGGCUGCUCAUCUUCUUCCUCUUUAUCGGGGUGAUCCUCUUCUCCAGCGCCGUCUACUUUGCCGAGGCAGACGACCCCUCUUCAGGUUUCAGCAGUAUCCCGGAUGCCUUCUGGUGGGCAGUGGUAACCAUGACGACAGUAGGUUACGGGGAUAUGCACCCAGUGACCAUAGGGGGCAAGAUUGUGGGGUCGCUCUGUGCCAUCGCUGGUGUCUUGACCAUUGCUUUGCCAGUCCCUGUGAUUGUCUCCAACUUCAAUUACUUCUACCACCGGGAGACAGAGGGGGAAGAGCAAGCCCAGUACAUGCACGUGGGAAGCUGCCAGCACCUCUCCUCUUCAGCCGAGGAGCUCCGAAAAGCAAGGAGUAACUCGACUCUGAGUAAGUCGGAGUAUAUGGUGAUCGAAGAGGGGGGUAUGAACCAUAGCGCGUUCCCCCAGACCCCUUUCAAAACGGGCAAUUCCACUGUCACCUGCACCACGAACAAUAACCCCAACUCCUGUGUCAACAUCAAAAAGAUAUUUACCGAUGUUUAAUAUAUGAUACAAGUGACAUUCUGUGCUCUGUAUUGUGUGACCCGUGCCCCCUUGGUCUGUGUGUGCUCUUGUUUUAUACUUUUCCAGACCAUUCAUCAAGGAAAGGACAUGAAGAAGUGGGAAGCACACUUCAUUCUCCCUCUCCCUACUGCUUCAUACUGAAACAGCUGUCUGUUUUGCAAGUGGGCUGCAUUCUCUCAGCUCUCCUUUUUCUCCCUCUCAAUAUUGCAAACAACAAACUUACUUUAAACUUGAUUUCUAGUACACGCCCUAUAAAAAAAAAAAAAACCUGUACAUCCUGGGAGGAAAUGAAACUAAAGAACAGUUACAGUAACUGUUUAAUUUCAGAAUUAAAAGCUAGCUGUUUCUUUACUAAGUAAAGCAGGCACACACUUAAAACGAUGCUUCAAUUUGAUGGACCUUCAACAGUAUGGGAUAUUUACUUGCCUACCUAAUGGAUAUGUGGAUGGAAAGUCUAAUCAAAACGAUUUAUAAAUCCACCGUAAGUUUAUUUGGUUUUUCACUGGAAUUUCUAUUUGGAACCCUCCCUUCCGGAAGUUGAAGGAUCUCUACAACUUUGAACAAAGGGAAAUGCCCUAGACGUCCUGAUCUGACUAAGGCAGUUAACUCUGGGGCUUGUUAGGCAUUUCGAAAGUAUUAGACUAACAGAUUCCUGUGACGUUCGCUGUGUGUGUCUGUCUGUGGUGUGUGUGUGUGUGUGUGUGUGUGUGUGUGUGUUCCAGCCAACAUCUAUCAAAGUCUGGAAACAGAUGUUUUCAGUGCUGCUGAGAGGAAGAAAAUAUUUUCUUAAUGCAUAUGAGAGAGAAGCUGCAGUAUCACAAGAAGAUUAAAGUGGCAGAUACUCUUUCCAGCGGAAGUUACUAAUUCGGACCUGACUGAUGCAGUUCCCAUAGCAACCCAUGUUUCCUGGGAAACCCGUAAAAGGUUGUCAUGGCAUCUCCUGCUCUCUAGCCCCGCCCCCUAACCCCGGCCGUUUCCACAGUAACCUUUCCAGAUGGUUCCUACUUACACGAUUUCAUAAGGAAAACCACUGUUUGAAUAAACCGCACAAAUAAAGUUAAUUCUGAGAGUCCAAGAUGGUGAACUGAAUCACAAAAUGCGUAUAUUUACCACACACACACACAAAAAUCGUUGCUAUCAUCCCAUAAUGACUGAAUCGAGAAGGAAAGUAUCUUCUUUGGAAUGUUAGAUAUACACCACAAUCAGGCAUGAUUUGAAUUAAAUGCCAGUAAUUGGGCAAUAAUUUCAAAAGAUGCUUCUUUUUACUGUUUUCUUUUCACCAAAGAGUUUCAAGCCAACAAAUGAAAUUAAAAAGCAAAUAGAAAACUGUUCUGUACAUAAGCAAAUGAGAGAUUCAAUGUACCUGAAACCUUCUUACAAGGGAGCCUUCAGACUUCCUCUAUAAAAAAAAAAAAAAGUCCAGAUGCUCCAACAGCACUGUCAUCAUUACAGCACUUGAAAAGCUAAAUAAACUUGAAAAAUAUGAAGGAUGCACGUUUUUAACUGAGGGAAUUGCAGACAAUCAAUAAAAAGGAGGGACAGGAAGUAACCAAAUCUUGGGGAAAUACCUGCAAGUUUCAGCCGUAUGCCAGGGGUUGCCAGAAGACAGACAGAAUCAGCAUUUUCCAAGUCCUUCCCACCUGUCAGCUGUGAGUAGAAGUGAUAAGCCCUCCCACUCAGAAAUGCAAAGAAGCACAUGUGCCCCCCAGUCUGAAGACUUAUGGAAACUGAGAGAGAGAGAUAUCUGAAGAGCCCCCCAGAAAGCACUGUCCAACUGCACUAACUGUAGGAUGCUCAUUCUUUAGUUGCCCAGCUCAAGAAUGCAGUGUUGGUCCUUUCGCCGAUAGGUGGUGAUCUGUCUGCCAGCACAUAUUUUUGUUUCAGUUGACAUUAAAUAACAUGUCUCUAACAAAUGCUUUAUAUCAAGAAAACAGCUCUGAAGCUGGAGGAGUCUCUUCAAAUUGUAUACAGUAUAAAAGAUGCCAAUCAAGAGAUAUAGAAGAACGUUAAAAAAUAUUAGGCUAUAUUUUCGACCUUUUGACAUUGUGAUAAAAUCUAAUGAUCCAAAAACUAAUCAGUAUUGCUGACAAAGAAAACCUAAAUGUUUGUUUCCAACAAGCCAACUAUUACUGUUUUCUCCUUUCAGUUAACUACCGGACUCUAUUUAUCAUGAGAUAAUGUCAUCUUCUGUGUUCUGGGUUAUGUGCAACUUUGUGAAGGUGUGUUUUGUACCAAAGGCUCCCAUACGUAACGUAGAUUAGUCCAUUUGCACGUGAAUAAGUGAAGUCUACACUGUGCCCUACGAGUGGUAUUAAAGACAGACUUGCCUAAAAGAAAUGUGCCUUGCUUGAUUAGCCAUUCUUUUAUUUUUUGAUUCAAAAUGAUAGAUUUGCAACUUAGUCUUAUAGGCAGGUUAGAGCUAAGCUUAACUUUAAAAAAGUGUAUUAGUACUAACUAUAUAUUUAAGUUGUCUAGCUUAACUAAAAUUUAACAUUCAGUUAUAGUUUUCCACAGUUCAUAUAUGAUGUACUCGUUCAAUUUAGUUUUCAUGCAGUGUUUGGUAUGGCGAGACAAAGCAUAUUCUUAAAGAUAUAUACAGUAUUUCAUCUAAUGUUUCUAGAAUGUCCUUCAAAAUUGUAUGUGUAAUUGACUCAUUUUAUAUUUUUAUAUUAUUUUAGAAAUGAAACUUUUUUCAAUAAAAAAGCAAAGUUUUCGUUGGAAAAGAGAUUUAGGAGGUCAUGAGUAUGAUUUCCCAUUUGGGGACAUUUCACUUCUGUGCCAUUAUUGAUGUAUGUACUGUGACAUUUCAGCAGAAUGGUAGCUAUUUGUAUAUUAUUUAAUAAGCCUUAUGGAAAGUCAAACUGUGAACUUUUAGUAUAAAGAAGACUUUUCUCAUUUCCAUAUUUUAUUUUCAAAAAUACCUGAGCAAAUGCAUAAAUAACCAGUCUCCUGUUAUUCAAAUGCAUAAGAAAGCUAAGUUAUAAUAAGAGCACUUGUUAAUUACUAUCAAAAUAUUUUGGUAGCAAAGCCAAGAUUAUAAUACUGUUUGAGGCCCUAUGGAAGGAAAUAAGGUGAUGAAUUUCAUUGUUAAUAUGUAAGAAUCAGUAACUGCCACAACCUUGUAUUUGCUAGCAGCAAAACAGGUGAAUAGGAGAUAAAAUCCAUGUAACUUUCUUUGAGGCAAUGUCUUCAGUGAAUUUCUGCUGGUGGUUUCUCUGUGGUCAAAACUUUGAGACCAGAGCACUCUAGGAAAAAGUGGAGUAAAAGAGUGACAGUGAUCUCAGAUUGGAGCUAUGUGAACCUCCAAUCUGGAUGAUUUGUAAUUAAAGUAAAAAUAUAGCCACCACCGUGUUUUCCUUCUGUGUUAGCCCGUGUAGUAGAGACAGGGGCCCAGAGAAUAGUCCAUCCAUCCCAGCCACCUUCAUACUCAUGACUGCUAGUCACAGGCUGUUGAGCAGGAAAGUCAUUCACUUGAGCUAUUGGGAUGAUUGACACAAAGCAACCAGCUGUCCUGUGGGAGGGCUUAGACAUACAGAUGUUCCGGUAAGGAUCUGUAGGUGUUACAAAAAUAGGCAGGAACUGCCUUCAUAAAACACCGGGGACACAGCUUAAAGCAUUAUCAUGUAUUUAAUAUUAUAUCUGUGUUAUUAUGACAGGCUACACUUCCAAAUAAAGACAAAACCUGGACUUUUGCUAUGAAAACACAGCGUGGUAACAGAUGAAUAAGCUGUCAUAUCCCAUAUAGUUCACUUGAGUGGGUAGUAAAAAUAGUAUUGUUGAUACCAGGAGACCAGAAUUCUUACCCACUUUCUACCUGUCAGAGCCUAGAUCAGUCACUUACCAUUGCUACCGUAAGCUUCAGUUUCCUGAAUUGCAAAAUAAUUGUGCUGGGUUAAAUGACCCCCAAAGCCCUUUUCCAGCCCCAAAUCCUCAUUGCACACACGUGAAAAGGCUUUGAAGAAUACUGACGUACUCAGAUUUUCUUAUGUAUUUCUGAAGGAAAGAAAUUAAAAUAAGACUGAAGCCUUGAAAGUAUUGUAAAUAGGUCAUUCUUCAAAUUCAUUGUGAGAAGAGGAAAUACGAUGUUUUCUCUCCUGUAAGAACUGACACUGGUCUAUAAUGGGAUCAUGAAAAGGUAGAAAAAUCACUCUGUGGAACGGAAACAGAUGAAUGAAAUAGCUGGAAAAGAGGGAGGUGAUUCGCUAAAUUUAAUUAGAGUUAAGCUGAUUUGAAAUGGGAAAUGAAAUGCUAAAACAGUCCUAGAGCUUUACUGCACACUCAACAGUACGAUCCUGGGAGUAGGGGAAGGUGGGGAAAGGUUGGAGGGAUAGGAGAGUUUGCCUUACGAUCUUUUGAUUCCUUUUGCACAAGAAGCAGUUUGGUAGAGCUAAGUUCGUGUGCAUUCGUGCUGGCUCUUGCCAACGAUUCUCAUGGGCCCUAGGAAGGUCCCUUCAACCUCUCUGAGCCCCAGUUUCUCCAUCCAUACAGUGAAGACUUUGAAUUUAGUAAUCUGUAUAUUUCUUUACAUCUUUCAAAAUUCUCUAACGUUUUCAGAUUUGUUGAACUAGAGGCGCACAGGUAUACAUUGCUCUCCUCCAGUCACUGAGAUACCACGUAUCUCUACUGUGACUGAACAGACUGCAGAUUCAAAUGUUCCUAUUUCUAAUAUUGCUAAUUGCCUCAGCAAGAUGUAAAAAUGUAAACCUUACUUUUAAUGUUGACCAUGUUGUAUUUAUUAUGAUUUUGCAUUUCAUCUUUGAAUGUUGACUUAGUUCUCUAAACAACACGUCCAUUCAACUGAACUUUCCAUAUAAAUUUUGUAGUUUAAUAAACACUUACAAAAUCAGAAUUAAAUAUAUUAUGCUUAUCAAUGAACUGUAACUGAUUGUAAGGUGCAUUUUUGUCACAUUAAAAGAUUAAUGCCCUUUUUGUCCCAGAAGCAACAAUGGCGAUCAUUUAAAAUAACAUUCACAAAAUUUUGCCAAUUUCUGUGAAUACAAAAAAGGCCUGAUAGAGCCAUAUUGUAAUUAAUUUUGCUCAGGAGUGAGAAAUAAAAUUCAGGGAUAACCCAAAUGCUUCUGUUUGACUUUAGCGGACAGUUGGAAAAAGAAGGGUUAUAGGUUUUGCACAACAUAGAUAAGAGAUAAUUGUAUCCACUGAAAAAAUAAGAGUAUAUUCUGGUUGCUGGUUUUAUGGUAGAAGGAGAUUAUAAUAGAAAGAUGCUAAAAUAUGGACACUAAGGAAAUUGUUAAAAUGAUAGCAGUCCAUUUGAAUAAUACAGAACUAUUUUGUCAUACUGAGCUUAUUUGUCCAGUUUAGUCUUAUAUCCUUCCAUUCAGAAAAGGGGACCGUUUUUUAAGGCCUCUAUCAUAAUAGGAAAUAGGUAUUUUGACUAAUGGAGCAAUUCAUUAACACAUUUAAUCUGAUCAUUUUGGUUUUGUGAAUCUGAAUUUUCACUUUAGAUCUAAUUGAAUCUCUUGUGUAUUAGUGUUAGUGAUCUUUGUGAGAAGUAAUUUUAUCCAUUUUUUUAAAGUUGGUCAAAUUUGCUAAAUGGUGAUUCUAGCAUAUUGUGUUAAUAAUGUAUCUUGCAACUAUCUGUGAACUAACCAUACUAAGACAAACCAUAGUAGAAUCUUUUCUGGUAAAUUGUUUCCAUGAUACUAUCUCUUAAUGCUGGGCUUAGGGGUGGGGGGAUUAAGUAUUUAGUUUGCUUAAAGCUGUCAAAGUGUUUUUCCUAAAUGCCAUAAAAUUGUAUGAUUAUACACCAAAUAGGAAUAUCUUCUUUUGUUUUUCAAUUUUAAGGGCACUGUAUAGACCAUUUUUGGAACUACCCCAUAAAAUGGUGUCAUUUUUGUUUAAAAGUUCCUACGUAUCUAUACAAGGGAAAGCAAACAGUGUGUGUAGUAUUUCUAUGUAGUAUGCUCAAUGUAGUAAGAAUCCAUAUUUGAAAUCUUAUACAGAUAGAUAGUAAUUAUACAGAUGCCAGAAUAACAAAUACAACACUUUAAUUUCUUCAUAGAGAUGUCUAAUAUUUGUUUAUUAUCUCAUACUUUGCAAAGAUCAUUCACCUUUUAUUUAAUCUUUAAAAUACCCAUAUGAAGUACUAAUACCAUGUGAAGUUUGGAGAUUGAACAAACAAGGUUUAAAAAGAUGAAGAGACUCGUCCAAGACCGUAUGGCCAGCAAAUGGGUCUAAAUUUUGUGUUCUUUACACUAUUCACCUUCUGUCGUGUUAUUUUUCUCCUAUCACUGCCAUUAUCUUUAAACACUUUGGCUAAAAUUUCAUUCUAAAUGAUACACUGGGACAUUUUAGGGUUUGUCUACAAAGCAUUGUUGCUGUUAUUGUCAGAGCUUUUUAGAUAUUUCCUAAGUGUAAUCCUCCCACAGCGUGACAGACAACCAUUUUCUAUCUAAAAGAUAUUAAGUCCACACACCCUGACCCCAGACACUCAAUCCAUAUGAUGUCAAAGUGCUAGGCUGAAAAAAAUGAUCUUCACUCAUCUUCUUUCUAAUUUCGAUUUUUAAAAAUCCAUCUUAAUGACUGAUUUCUGAACAGUUGAAGGAAGCAAUAAUUAACCCAAAAAACUGCAGCCAUUUUGAUUCAGAGAAAACAGACGGUCAAACCCACCAGAAGUAAUAAUUUUUCAGCUGAUUGUUCUUCAUCACAUGGAUUCUCUGACUGGGGGGACAGGGAAGAGGGUUGGGUAGAAAAAUUGUCUUCAUUUUAAGGUAACUCAUUCUUUCCUGUAACUAUUCAAAAAGAAUUGGUUAUCAAGUAUUAGGUAACAGUGUUAUUAACAGUAGUCAUCGUUCAAAUAUAUGGUAAAGUUUACCCACAUAUGUUAAAAUCCACUUAAGUAGUUUACCACAUAAAAUUAAAAUGUGAUGACUGCCCAAUGUGGAUAUGGAGAACAUUUAGUUUUAAAUCCAUGACAUAAUGCUAUAUUUUCAUUCUUUUGUCAAACAACAUAUAGACACUGUUACUGCUUUCCCUUGUAAAUCAACAGUCUGUGAUACAUUCUGUACUUUUAAUGACUAGCAACGCAAUGUUACUGUGAAUAAGUAAAUGGAACAUAUGCUACAUUAUAUUAAAAUUUAAAAUUUUCUAACCUUAAAUUUAGUUCUCCUCAUCAAACAGAGAAGUCAAACAACUAUUAUUUUGUAUGAAAUAAUCAUUCUUAAACAAUGACAUGAUAACAAAUACUGGAAUUAUGAAUUAAAUGUAAUAUCAAACAUA